This is a messenger RNA of Helianthus annuus (common sunflower), 1845 nucleotides long. RefSeq names its product ubiquitin carboxyl-terminal hydrolase 13. Bases 288 to 1601 code for a protein of 437 amino acids. The record is from RefSeq and is a predicted model, not a curated record. NCBI's taxonomy places the organism in Eukaryota, Viridiplantae, Streptophyta, Magnoliopsida, Asterales, Asteraceae. The transcript has 10 exons.
GAGGUGAAAUUGAAAAUGACUUUUUUUUUUUUUUAUUAUCAUUACGAAUGUUUAAAAAACCCUUGGGCUCCAGACUCACAUUUUUGUAGUAAAAUCAAAAUCAAACAAAAUAACCCCAGAGAAGCAAUCACAAAGAUCGUCAAGCAAGAAAUCAUCGUUCGAGUUGGUUCCGGUUUAGGAACUCUGUAUCGAUUUCGAGUUUAUUAACAGGUGAUCACAAGUAAGAAUGUUCAUCUGACAUUCAACUCUUUGGCUAGUGGUUAACAACGGAGACGAAUACUUCAGGAAUGAUUAAUCUAAAUGGUUCUAAUUAUCAGCUGUGGAAAACUAGGAUGGAGGAUCUUCUUUACGUUAACGGGUUUCAUGAACCAAUUGUUUGUUCUGAAAGACCUCAAGACAAAACGAAUGAAGAAUGGAAUUUGUUGCACCGUCGGGUUUGUGCGUAUAUUAGACAAUGGGUUGAUGACCGUCUGUUAAAUCACGUUAGUGGAGAAAUAGAUGCACAUAUCUUGUGGAAUAAACUUGGACAGAUGUGUGCUCAAAAAACAUGUCAUAGUAAGUUGUUUCUGAUCAAACAACUGAUGGGUCUGAGGUACCAUGAUGGAACUGCAAUGUCAGAUCACUUGAAUACCUUUCAAGGAAUUAUUAACCGGCUUUCUGAAACGGGUAUUAAAAUUGAUGAAGAGGUUCAAGGAUUGUGGCUUCUUGGUACUCUACCAGAUUCAUGGGAUGUGCUUAGAACUCCAUCGUUAAACUCGACGCCCAAUGGUAUUAUUUCAGUGGAGUUGGUUAAAAAUAGUGUGUUGAAUGAGGAGAUGAGAAGGAAGUCACAAGGAUCCACUUCAAAUACUUCAACCGUUGCAGCGGCACAUCAAUAUACCGUUAUAAAGGUUGCUCGUGAUAAGGAUCUUCAUGAACAAAUAGGGAAAAGUAUUUUUUUUGAUUUAGUGGAUCAUGAUAAACUUUUUAGUUUCCGUAUUCAAAAGCACAUCCCAUUUGCCCAUUUCAAGGAGGAAGUCGCUACAAAAUUUGGGAUGCCUGUACAAUAUCAACGUUUUUGGCAUUGGACGAACCGCAAAAAUCUAACUUACCGCCCUUAUAAACCUUUGACUCCACAAGAAGAAGCUCAACCUGUCGGACAAUUGUGUGGGCCUGGGGUAUCAAAUAAAAAGGCGAAAUAUGCUGAACUUAAGUUGUUUCUUGAGGUAGAAAUUGGACAGGAUUCAUGGCCAGUUCCCCCACCUGCCAAAACCAAGAAUGAGAUUCUACUUUUUUUCAAGCUCUAUGAUCCUAGAAAAGAGGAGCUUCGUUAUGUCGGGCGACUCUGGGUGAAUAGUAAAGGAAGGCCUAAAGAAAUACUGGCAAAGCUAAAUGAACUGGCUGGCUUUGCUCCUGGUCAAGAAAUAGAACUCUUUGAGGAAAUUCAGUUUGAACCCUAUGUUAUGUGCGAGCGUGUUGAUAAAGAGCUCACAUUUCGGCGUAGUAUGAUUGAAAAUGGGGACAUCAUUUGCUUUCAGAAACAUGCUCAGGCUGGAACGAAAACCUAUCGUUAUCCUGAUGUUCCAUCCUUUUUGAAACAUGUUCAUGAUCAUCAGAACUGACACGUUGCUAGAAUCGACAACUAACUACGAUGGGGCCAAGUGUUGACUUCAUAGAGGAUGUCCAAGGGCGUUUUGGGUACAUAUUAACCAAAUGAAAAAAACAUAAAUAUCGUCUUUCAGGCAUUUCAUCAAACACUCUUUAAGGAUUUGUCCUUUGUUGGCCUUUACCUCUCCUGCCGCAUUGUUUAUUGCUUACUUUUGGUUUUAGUUGAUACUAAAAUUAAUAUUAUAUCCUCUUUUUUAA